This is a messenger RNA of Aspergillus steynii IBT 23096, 3448 nucleotides long. Its product is annotated as MCM DNA helicase complex subunit MCM4. Gene Ontology annotation, biological process: double-strand break repair via break-induced replication; DNA replication; mitotic DNA replication initiation. The transcript has 5 exons. The record is from RefSeq and is a predicted model, not a curated record. The coding region runs from base 136 to 3213 and encodes 1025 amino acids. NCBI's taxonomy places the organism in Eukaryota, Fungi, Ascomycota, Eurotiomycetes, Eurotiales, Aspergillaceae. Gene Ontology annotation, molecular function: single-stranded DNA binding; ATP binding; single-stranded DNA helicase activity. Gene Ontology annotation, cellular component: MCM complex; nucleus.
UUCAUAUCGUAACCACCACCACCUCCACCCACUCUACCCCAUCCGCUUCCUCGCCGUUGGGCUCGAUAUUCCUCUCGUGCGGUCUAGUCAAGUCCAUCCUUUUCGUGGACUGCUACCCUGUCGGGACGGCUCAACAUGUCUUCCCCUGCUUCCACUCGCCGUAGGGGUCGUCCGACCAAGGACUCGGCCACCUCGUCCCCUGCCCGCUCUACUCGUUCAACCCGCUCGCAGCAACAACAGCAGCCGCCCAGCAGUCCGACUCCCGGAGGUGGCGAUGAGCAAUUACAGACAACCCCCCGUGCCUCCCGCCGUCUUCGGGGGGAGGGUGCUGUCCCAACGUCGUCGCCUCUGUUCCUUCAGUCCUCCCCGACAAAAGGAAAUAACAGCAGUGCCGAAACGCCAGAUACCCGAAUGGAUGACCCCGGCUCCCCUGUUCGAGCAUCUUCAGCCAUCGAGGAAGGAGAAACGACUCCCCGAGGAAACGGUCCUGCCAUGAGAGACUCUUCCCCGAUUCGCUACAUGUCAAGCUCUAGUCCCACCCGUGCCCACAGCAGCCAACCUCGAUCCGAUAUUCCUAGCAGCAGCAGCGGCCUGUUUGUUUCGUCUCGGACGCCUGCCGGUGGACAACGUGUUCCCCGUCGAAAUGACCUCAACUCGGGCGGUUUUGGCUCUACCCCUAGUCGUCGGCGUAGAGUGUUCGUCGAUGCUAAUGGCGUUACUACCGCUGAUGGAGACCCGCAAUCAGAUGCGACCUUCUCUAACAUUCAUCCCGAUACCUCGGAGGCUGAGGCGCUGGGUGGCGCCUCGUCGCGUGUGAUCUGGGGUACUAAUAUCUCCAUUCAGGACUCUAUGUCUGCCUUCAAGAAUUUCAUUCACGACUUUGCCACGAAGUAUCGCCUGUGGGCCGAAGGUGCGACGGAAGACGAGACUCGUCGGAUGGGUGAGGCGGCGGAAACCAAGGAAUACAUGAACACCCUGGAGACGAUGCGCCAACUAGGUGUGACCAGUAUUAACCUAGAUGUGAAAAACCUCAAGUCGUACCCAUCAACGCUUAAACUGUGGCAUCAACUGCAUGCCUUUCCUCAAGAAAUCAUUCCUCUAAUGGAUCAGGCCAUCAAGGAUGUCAUGGUUGAGCUUGCCAUCAAAGAAAUCGAGCGCCUUCGAACCAAGAGCCAGCGAAAUCAAGUGCAUUCCCGGGAUUUGAGCUCUGCUCCCGCAGUUCCUAGCUCUGACGCCAUGAGCGAAACCGGCCGCAUGCCACCUACCGAAAUCCCCGACCUUGUUGGCGAGGUGGAAACAAAAACUUUCAAGGUUCUACCAUUUGGACUCGACUCUUCGGUGAACAUGCGUGAACUUGAUCCUGCAGACAUGGACCAGUUGGUGAGCAUCAAGGGAUUGGUUAUCAGAGCUACCCCCAUUAUCCCAGACAUGAAACACGCUUUCUUCCGCUGCCAAGCUUGCAACCAUGGGGUUACGGUCGAAAUUGACCGAGGAAGGAUCGCGGAACCAACAAUUUGCCCCAGGCAGGUGUGUAAGGAAAGGAACUCGAUGGAGCUUGUUCACAAUCGUUGCGCAUUUGCCGACAAACAAGUGAUCAAGCUUCAGGAGACGCCUGAUAGCAUUCCCGACGGUCAAACCCCCCACUCCGUCUCCCUCUGCGUGUAUGACGAAUUAGUGGACGUUUGCAAGGCUGGUGAUCGUGUUGAAGUUACGGGUAUUUUCCGGAGCAACCCGGUGCGAGUGAAUCCUCGUCAGCGCACCCAGAGAACACUUUUCAAAACUUACAUCGAUGUCUUGCACGUGCAAAAGAUCGAUCGCAAGAAGCUGGGCAUUGACGUGUCGACUGUUGAGGAAGAACUGGCUGAUCAAGCUGCCGGAAAUGCAGAGCAGACGCGUCAGAUUACAGCCGAAGAGGAGGAAAGGAUCAAACGCACUGCUUCGCGCCCUGACAUCUACGAACUCCUGGCCCGCUCCUUGGCGCCUAGCGUCUAUGAGAUGGACGAUGUUAAGAAGGGGAUUUUGCUCCAGAUGUUCGGAGGAACCAACAAAUCGUUCGAGAAGGGCGGCAACCCGCGUUAUCGUGGCGAUAUUAACGUGCUUCUUUGCGGUGACCCAUCGACCUCGAAGUCCCAAAUACUUCGGUAUGUCCACAAGAUCGCACCCCGCGGUGUUUACACGAGCGGAAAAGGUUCUUCCGCCGUCGGUCUUACAGCCUACGUGACUCGCGACCCCGAAACGCGCCAAAUGGUUCUCGAGUCAGGUGCCCUGGUUCUUUCCGAUGGCGGUGUCUGUUGCAUUGACGAAUUCGACAAGAUGAACGAGUCAACCCGUUCCGUCCUGCACGAAGUGAUGGAGCAGCAGACCGUGUCAAUCGCCAAGGCCGGUAUCAUUACCACCCUGAAUGCCAGAACCAGCAUUCUGGCUUCUGCCAACCCUAUCGGGAGCAGGUACAACCCCAAUUUGCCAGUGCCGCAAAACAUUGACCUGCCUCCUACUCUGCUGUCUCGAUUCGACUUGGUCUACCUCGUUCUCGAUCGCGUGGAUGAGCAAGAAGAUCGUCGCCUGGCGAAGCAUCUUGUCAACAUGUAUCUCGAGGACAGACCGGACAAUGCCAGCGAGGAAGAAAUUCUGCCCGUUGAAUUCCUUACGGCUUAUAUCACUUAUGCCAAGAACAAGGUUCACCCAGUUUUGACGCCUGCCGCCGGCAAGGUGCUUUCUGAUGCUUAUGUCAACAUGCGUAAGCUGGGAGACGAUAUCCGCUCUUCUGACCGACGAAUCACUGCCACGACUCGACAGCUGGAGUCGAUGAUUCGACUGUCGGAGGCUCACGCUCGUAUGCGCUUGUCCUCCGAGGUGACUGCCGGCGAUGUGGAAGAGGCCGUGCGUUUGAUCCGCUCGGCUAUCAAGCAGGCCGCCACGGACUCUCGCACCGGUCUGAUCGACAUGGGAUUGUUGACGGAGGGCACUAGCGCCAGCGAGAGACGUCAACGCGAGACUUUGAAGCGCAGUGUGCUGGGGGCCGUCGACGAGGUUGGCAGCGGUGGUACCGCGCGCUGGGCGGAGGUUUUCCGGGUGCUGAACGAGCAGAACAAUGCCUUGGAUGGCGCUCAGUUCAAUGAUGCUGUCCGGGCACUCGAAACUGAAGGCCACGUGAAUGUUUUGGGUGACGGCGCGCGUAGAAGCAUUCGUCGCGUCGGGGGUGCGCUUGCCUGAUAGUAAGGCAUGGCUGGCUGAUGAGAUCAUGAUGCAACGGACUACAUAAUAUCUAGAUUGAUGCGAUUGAGAACCCCCCAUGUCGGACGAGUUAGUCGCAUUGAUAACAAAGGGUUCUUAUAAUGGAGGAACGGUGUUUGGUGUUUGUGUAAUCUGUGUGUACAUGCGGUAGUUGGAUUAUUAGUUGCACUCUCGUGGUCUUUAUGAAGAGGUAUAUUUAUAUAUGGAAGGUUGC